Molecule: messenger RNA, 783 nt
Organism: Marchantia polymorpha subsp. ruderalis
Lineage: Eukaryota; Viridiplantae; Streptophyta; Marchantiopsida; Marchantiales; Marchantiaceae
Source: the annotation of a GenBank genome assembly
UGGUAUUUUGUAUCACUCGAAGAUUAAUGCAGUCACGGGUAGAGUACGAAACAGUUCGCAUUUAUAAGAAGCACUUACAGUACUCCACAAAGGCUACAAACAUGUUUGAGUCAGCGGUAAGUUGUGCAUGGUCACAAAGUUGGCAGAAGGAGGAACGGCUUGAGGACGAUUCAUAUAUUCUACCGCAUAUAUUAUAUGCAUUGACAGAGAUCAGGGCCCGAAUCACAUUCUCUCAGUUGCUCAGUGAAAAACAUCGAGCAGUUUCGUCGCGUGAAAACACGAAGAUGUGAUUCGAACAAACCGGAACUCGAAGGUGGUUGAAUGCGUUUCCCCAUCACUAGCAGCACUCACAGCAUCUACAUCUGCAUCUGCAUCCGGAUUAUGAGGGGGCGAUACAACAAGCUGUCACGACUGAAAUAUAUGUUCACUUCUGUUCUCCUACAGCUCCGAUGGCCGAAACCGAGAAGGAACAGCUCGUGCAACCGCACUCGACGUGUGAACAAAGUGGAUCCUACCGACAGACAGCUCUGAUGCUCUGAUUCAUGGACAUCAAACCUGCAGAUGGGCUAUCUCAGCAAUCCCGAGAGAUGUUAUUGGCGAGCACACGGUGCUGGAGCUCCUGUAUUCUUGUUCUCUGCAAAACACAGGCAGAAGCAGCCGAUGGGACGAGGAGCUGAACGUGCGGCCACUGGUCUCGGUGAGGGCUCAUUGAAGUGGACAGAUGAAGGUUUAAGUCUUCUUGAAAAGAUGAAUGCAAUGAAUGACAAUUGCAGACUUAAAAUC